Poeciliopsis prolifica (blackstripe livebearer) is the source of this 2484-nucleotide messenger RNA. It is a transcript of the gene cngb1a, whose product is annotated as cyclic nucleotide gated channel subunit beta 1a. Gene Ontology annotation, molecular function: intracellularly cAMP-activated cation channel activity; protein-containing complex binding; intracellularly cGMP-activated cation channel activity. The transcript has 17 exons. The coding region runs from base 1 to 2484 and encodes 827 amino acids. Lineage: Eukaryota; Metazoa; Chordata; Actinopteri; Cyprinodontiformes; Poeciliidae. Gene Ontology annotation, cellular component: plasma membrane; photoreceptor outer segment; intracellular cyclic nucleotide activated cation channel complex. The record is from RefSeq and is a predicted model, not a curated record. Gene Ontology annotation, biological process: retina homeostasis; monoatomic cation transmembrane transport.
AUGGAGCUGCAACGGUUAGCAUUCUGCUGCUGCGUCUCCCAGAAGAGGGCGGAGCCUACUGCCGGAAGCUGCAGGAACACCGACGCUCCGGCGCUGAUGCUGCAGGCUGCAGACCCGGACGAGCUGCACCGACUCAACCGGAGCAUCCCACAGAUAAUCACGACCCCCGAACCGGAGACCAGCAGGCUGAUGUUGCCUCAGCUCAGAGCUGACCCAACGCCAGGCGAGGAGGACGAGGAGCUGCUGAAGGCCCGGUCCAGUCCGGGAGACGACGAGAUGCGGCCGCAGUCCGCCGCCAGCGUGGCCAGCGUCACGGUCCAGGAGCGCCUCAACCAGCUGGUCGGGCUCUUCAAGGGCCGGACAGAACGACACAAAGACCGCCUGGUGGAUCCUGACGAGUCCGAGGAGGAGAGCCCCACUGCCUCUCCUGCCAAAGCUCCACCGGCUCCUCCACCGCCCCCGCCUGGAGAGGAGAAGAAGGACGAACUGGAACCACCGCAGGAAGCGGAUCUGUUCCAGUUUGAACUCCUGGGACAUCCGGUCCAGCUCCCAAAACUUCCCCCGAUGCCCGACUGGCUACGGUCCAUCCUGGAGUACCGCUUUCCGUCCAGCAUCGACCCGUUCACUGACAUCAUCUAUGUGAUCUGGCUGUUCUUCGUGGUGGCGGCGUGGAACUGGAACGUGUGGCUGCUGAUCCCGGUGCGCUGGGCGUUCCCCUACCAGACUCCCGACAACAUCCACCUGUGGCUGCUGGCCGACUACACCUGUGACUUCAUCUACAUCGCAGACAUCCUGGUCUUCCAGCCGCGGCUGCAGUUCGUCCGCGGCGGAGACAUCGUGUGUGACAAGAAGGACAUGAGAGAGCAUUACAUGACCACCGAACGGUUCAAGAUGGACAUCAUCAGCCUGUUCCCCAUGGAGAUACUUUACUACUUCACCGGCGUGAACUCGCUGCUGCGCUUCCCGCGGCUGCUGAAGUACAUGGCGUUCUUCGAGUUCAACGACCGGAUGGAGGCGGUGAUGAAGAAGGCCUACAUCUACCGGGUGAUCCGGACCUCCACCUACCUGCUCUACUCGCUGCACAUCAACGCCUGUCUCUUCUACUGGGGCUCCGACUACGAGGGUCUGGGAUCCACCAAGUGGGUCUACAACGGGAAAGGCAACGCUUACAUCCGAUGUUACUACUUUGCUGUGAAGACGCUGAUCACCAUCGGAGGACUGCCGGACCCCACCACCGUCUUUGAGAUCUGCUUCCAGCUCAUCAACUACUUUGUGGGCGUGUUCGCGUUCUCCAUCAUGAUCGGUCAGAUGAGGGAUGUAGUGGGAGCGGCGACCGCAGGAGAGAACUACUACCGGGCCUGUAUGGACAGCACCGUCAAGUACAUGAACUCCUACAGCAUUCCCCGGGAAGUCCAGAACCGGAUCAAGACUUGGUACGACUACACCUGGAAGAGCCAGGGCAUGCUGGAUGAACAGGAACUCCUGAUUCAACUUCCUGCCAAGAUGAGGCUGGACAUGGCCGUCGACGUCAACUACUCCAUCGUCAGCAAAGUGGCUCUGUUUCAGGGCUGCGACAGGCAGAUGGUGUUCGAUUUGCUGACCAGGCUGAAGUCUGUCGUUUACCUGCCGGGAGACUUCGUUUGUAAAAAGGUGAGGCUGAAAGUUUCAGGAGCUACCGGGCCCCGGGGGGUCCUGGGGCCCCAGGGGUUUUGGGGGGGCCUGAGGGGGCCUGGGUCGAUGCUGAGGAGCCGCUGUGUGUUGCAGGGGGAAAUUGGACGGGAGAUGUACAUCAUCAAGCAGGGGGAGGUCCAGGUGGUGGGCGGGCCGGACCUGGAGACUGUGUUUGUCACCAUCAGAGCCGGUUCCGUGUUCGGAGAGAUCAGCCUGCUGGCGGGGGGCGGAGGGAACCGGCGCACCGCCAACGUGAAGGCGCACGGCUUCGCCAACCUGUUCAUCCUGGACAAGAACGACCUGGCAGAGAUCCUGGUCCACUACCCCGAGUCCCAGAAGCUGCUGCGCAAGAAGGCCAAGACGAUGCUGACCAAAGACAAGAAGCCGGAGGACAAGGAGACGCAAAAGGAGGCGGCUGAGGUCAUCCCCCCCCGACCCGACACCCCCAAACUGUUCAAGGCCGCCCUGAAGGUCACGGAGCGCGCCGGCAUAGAGGGAACAUUCGCCAGGAUAAAGAAGGUUUACCAACCAGCUGAGGGCCAAACAGAGGUAGGGAAGGAAGGAAGGAUGGAGGGAGGAAGGAAACGAGGGAAAGUAGAGAGCUCCGCCCCCAUCUCUCCGAUGCCGCCUCCUUCUCCGAUGCACCGCCGCUCUCCAGUCCCGCGUUCGGCUCCGGAGGACAGGGACGAGUCGGUGGCAGAGACGGCGGACAGCUCCGUCAUCAUCAGGAUGACGCCGCGGCAGGAAGGGGAGGAGCUUCUGACGGUGGAAGUGUUGGAGGAAGGAGCAAAGAGGGAGGAAGAAGAGGGAUGA